Folsomia candida is the source of this 2651-nucleotide messenger RNA. RefSeq lists its product as uncharacterized. The coding region runs from base 243 to 2021 and encodes 592 amino acids. Lineage: Eukaryota; Metazoa; Arthropoda; Collembola; Entomobryomorpha; Isotomidae. The transcript is spliced from 9 exons. The record is from RefSeq and is a predicted model, not a curated record.
ACCGGGAUUUUCUUUCCAGCCGGUUUCUCCUCCAGAAGAAAGUAAAUAAAUAAAUAUUUAUUUCACGUCCCUAAAAACUUGAAUUUCAAAUUUUAAAAGAGUAAAAAACUCCAUUUGAAUAAAUUUAAGUGUCACACCAACUUUGAUACUUUGACAUCAAAUUAACAAAAAAUGGGGGUGAUUUGUUAUCGUUAAAAUAAAUAAAGCUAAAUAACUUGUCAUCCAAAUUUUGUAAUUCGACGAUGCCGUUCAAUCUCCCCUUCGUCCAAUUGACGCGGAACAUGGUGCUCGACAAUGUCGCCGUGUCGGAAUGUAAAACGGUCAAAAUUUCGGGAUGUUUUCUCUGCGGGAUAAAACCGCUGGCGGAUUUUCGGUCACUGCCAGAAACUGUCACCCGGCAGGAAAAAGCGUCCUUAUUUCGGAACCUCUUAAUCAAUCCAACCAUCCGUAAAAAUACGUCUCCGUCAAGUUAUAACCAAUUCAUGUCCACCACGGAAUCCUGCUCGGAUUGCUUAUCUCUCAUUAAAGAAGUUUGCGCCCGGCAGCAAGAAAUUGUAGCCUUGGAGAAAGAGUUGGAAAAUAGGUUGGAAGAAUCUAGGCGAAAAUAUUUCAAUGGAUGUGAAAUAGUCGCUAAUACUUUGACAGUUGGGCGUAUCAAACUUCACGCAGGCGGACAAGACAACUCGUCAACUUUGGCCGGAUUAUCUAUACCAGCAAGAAAAUUUUCACCUGUGCAAAUGUCGCCAGAAAUCGAGGACGACGAAAGGAUAAGUCGUGAAAACGAGGAAGAUAUGUCCCUUGACGAAGAAGAGAACACGUCCUCAGAAUGGGACGAAGACGACGAGGAAGAUAAGCCCUCAGAAUUUGCCGCUGAAAAGGAAAAUAUGUCCAUUGACGAAGAAGAGGCCUCAGACUUUGACGAAGAAGAGGAAUACACGCCUCCAAACGGCAAACCAACUGGAAGAACAAUGCAGUCGAAUAAUAAGCAUUCUACUAACGCAACCGUAAACGACUGGAUAUGCCUCCACUGUGGGAAAGACUUUAGAUCCAAGGAAUACCUUAAGCGACACAAAGAAAACAGAGUUUGCACAAAAACCAGACCCCCAAAAAUUGAAGGGCCCUUCGCAUGUUCAAAAUGUUUCAAACUAUUCCCCACCAGGAGAUGCCAGAUUACUCAUGAGAUGCACGUUUGCAAUAUCGUCUACACUCAGGAGCAAGCGGAGCCCAUGACGCUAUACACGUGUUCCUUGUGUAGCAAGCAGUUUGUGAAUUUGUGCGAUUAUCAACGUCAUUACGGCAUCCAUUCCAAGGUGAAGAAAUUAGUCGUUCUGGAUCAACUCCCGCGCCGCCAUCAAGACAACCAUACCUCUAAAUAUGUAAAUGAAUGUGAAAUACUCGGUAAUAGUUUGACAGGUGGGCGUAUCAAACUUCACGCAGUCGGACAAGACCACUCGUCAGCUUUUGCCGGAUUAUCUACACCACCAAGAAAAUUUUCACCUAGGCAAAUGUCGCCAGACGUCGAGGACAACGAAAGCAUAGACCCCGACGAAGACGAAAACAUGUCCUCAGAAUUUGACGAAGAAGAGGAAUGUACGCCCCCAAACGGCAAACCAACGGGGAGAACACUGCAGGCGAAGUACGAGCAUUCUAAUAACGCGACCAUAAAUCAUUACGGCAACCAUUCCGAGGUGAAGAAAUCAGUCGUUCUGGAUCAACUCCCGCGUCGCCAUCGCGAUAACCAUACCCCUGCAAGAAAUGUUAGCUUCGUCGCUGGGAAAUCGGUUGAUUCAGUGCGUCAACCUCAAGAUAACCGUAGCCCCAGAAGAAACGUUAGUCCCAUCGCUGAUAAAGAAAUAUCCCCCUAUGAACCACUACUCGGGGGCAAGCUUACAAUCCACCAUUGUCCCCAUUGCACCGGAUGGUUUGUAAAAGAAGACAAUUUAAGGACGCAUUUGGCCACGAACCACCGCGCCGUCUCAACACUCCUACAGGGGCAACGGCGAAGUAAUGCACAUUCGUAAACCGAGAAAGGCUGAGUUUUGUGCACGUGUCAUUAAAAAGACCGAGGACAAAACAACGAGGAAGAAGAAACGUCCUGCAAUCCCGAAGUUUAAUCCCAACGUCGACUUUUCAACCGCUUCAGUCGAGCUUGUUGAAAAUUAUCGUGCAAAGUAUGCACCAAAGCUCAAAGUGAACGGAUACUUGUACAGUUUUGAAAAGUUUGGGUCCAACAAACGAAUUUGGGCUUGUGGAUGGAAAAGUAAGGAGAAAUGUCCGGCGCGACUGCACACUUCGAUGUCCCUUUCGCCAGUCGAGAUCCUUGGUGAACUUCGAACUCAUAACCAUGAGCUGGUCCAUGUGGUGGAGAAAAGUGCCACCCAAAUUCCAAAUGCAUCCGUGACUUCAAGCUUGCAGACGAGUAGCUAAUAUGUAAAUAUGUAAUUCGCAAUAAUUUUUGUAAUUGAGGACAUUUUGUAAACUUAUUUUAAGCAAGUCAUUUAACAAUUAUUUUCCGCAAUUAUAUACAGAAAUAACUGUACGAAAACGAUAAAACAUCCCAAAGUUAAGUCUCAAAAAUUCUGAAUUCCCAGUGUGGUGAGAAAUUUGUUUUUUGCAGCGAAAUGAAUCGUCAGAACGUAAAGGCGAAUUAA